Messenger RNA from Tremella mesenterica DSM 1558, 567 nucleotides. RefSeq lists its product as uncharacterized. The record is from RefSeq and is a predicted model, not a curated record. The transcript has a single exon. The coding region runs from base 1 to 567 and encodes 188 amino acids. NCBI's taxonomy places the organism in Eukaryota, Fungi, Basidiomycota, Tremellomycetes, Tremellales, Tremellaceae.
AUGCAACAUCACCAUCACCGCAAUGCAAGACCUGCAAUAAGGUUCUCAGUCACCCCUGACCCAUCAGAUCUCAACUACCAGCUCUCUUUUACUUUGGAGCGUGGCCCAGGUAACCCUUUUUACCUCUGCACCUGCGAACAGCAAUCGGUGGCAACGAUUAUUGAUUUAGAGCCAAAUACCAAUGCCGCAGGGGUCAUAUCAAACAUAUUCAACGGUGGUCCUGACAACAGUCAGAGGAGAAGUGAACCUCUUUUGGGGAGACGAGUUACACAAGAUGACUUUGAAACCGCUGUACAGCUUACUCAGCCUGUCAGCCUGAACUCUAUGGAUGCGCUUCAGAAUUCAGUGUGGCACAAGCUCAAGGAGACCAUUCUGCAGAGAUUGGCCGGGGAAGAGCUUUUUGUCACAGAAUAUCGCUUUAAGACAGGAGACUACCGCAGCCUUGAUCCCAGUAAGGAAGAUCGCACUCAGGGCACGGAGAGCAUCGUAUUAAUGACCCGGCAGGAUUGCGAAAGGGCACGUCAGCCAGUGGCUCCCGUCAUGGUGUAUUACAGAAGGGUCCGCUGA